Theobroma umbraticum is the source of this 1015-nucleotide messenger RNA. Its product is annotated as PLATZ transcription factor family protein. Lineage: Eukaryota; Viridiplantae; Streptophyta; Magnoliopsida; Malvales; Malvaceae. The record is from RefSeq and is a predicted model, not a curated record.
GUUUUGUUGAUGAAUCUUAUGUUGCGUUUUCAGGUUCUUUUAAACUCUUCUCCUCUUCUCUUCUCUCUCUCUUUUCUUAAGAGAGGCACCUCCAUUUCUGCAUUUAAUCAUCUUUGUUAAUGGAAGAAACGAAGGUGCCGCCAUGGAUUGAAUCAUUGUUAUCGACUGCAUUCUUCACCAUCUGCCCAAGACAUAGAGACACACCGCGAAACGAAUGUAAUAUGUAUUGCCUGGAUUGCAUGAAUGAUGCAUUUUGCUUCUAUUGCCGAUCCUCAAGACACAAAGAUCAUCUUGUAAUUCAGAUCAGGCGGUCAUCAUACCAUGAUGUUGUCAGAGUUGCUGAAAUCCAAAAGGUUUUGGAUAUAAGUGGAGUGCAAACUUAUGUGAUAAACAGUGCAAGAGUUCUUUUCCUAAAUGAGAGACCCCAACCGAAGAGUAGUAGCAGCAGCAGCAGCAAAGGGGUCUCUCAUUUGUGUGAAAUAUGUAGCAGAAGUCUUUUGGAUCCCUUUCGUUUCUGUUCUUUGGGAUGUAAGCUUGUAGGUACGAGGAAAAACGGGGACACGAGCUUUCUUUUAAGCAACAAGGAUGAGGAAGAAGUAACAAUACGAAGAAGAGAAGGAAUUGCGCCGAGUAGGUUGCCAUCAAAAGAAGAAGAAGAAUUGCGUGAAGGAAGCCCACAAGAAAUGUACAGGGGCACGCCUAAUACAGCUCAUUCUAAUUCAAGGAGAAGAAAAGGCAUCCCUCAUAGGGCACCUUUCGGAUCCUAAUAAACUUCGGCCUUAAGGCCUUUUGAUCCUUUGCCAUACGAUUUAUCCAGCUCAUUCCUCACAUGGGCGGUCAAUGCCCUAAAACAAAAGGGCAUUUAAAAGGGUUUUAUAUGUAUAAGUAAUCGAUUAUUAUAAAGAUCCUUCGAAUAGUUAUAGAAUUAAUUACUUAGGAUAUGUCACAGGCAUUAAAAUUUAUCAUAUCAACGUAUAUAAAUUAAUCCACAAGUUUAAUAAUAAUCAUUUUAUUA